Babesia bigemina is the source of this 1611-nucleotide messenger RNA. RefSeq lists its product as hypothetical. Lineage: Eukaryota; Apicomplexa; Aconoidasida; Piroplasmida; Babesiidae. The transcript is spliced from 5 exons. Bases 1 to 1611 code for a protein of 536 amino acids. The record is from RefSeq and is a predicted model, not a curated record.
AUGCAUUUGCCGAGUGCGCUGUGGCGUUACUGGCAGGCUAUCUGGCCUGCCGGGUUCCAGGCGACCGCGCACGUGAACAUGGGCUGCGCUACGCGCCCUGGCCGUGCGGCCGAGGAAGACGUCUUUUCGGGCACACAUUGGUCCGAGGUGUUACUGGAGACGCGUGGCAAUGGCCUGUUUCUGUUCGAGCCGGAGGUGUGUGUCGGCGCCGCCGCUCGCGUGCCGACCAUGGCCUGGGUCCUGGAGCACGUUCGGCUCGAGCUGCACCCCGGGAAGCCGUACAUGACACUGCCUGCAGGCGCCGCAGCGUCCGACGGCGGCUGCGGCGCCCUGCUCUACUUUUUCGAGGGCCGAGAUGAGGAUUCGGCCUUCCUGGCCGUCCACUACCCGAGCAUGAAGGAUGCGGAGUAUGCAUGUAUGCGGUUCCGGCGUUGCAGCCUGACGUAUGUGCGUUCCCUGGUCGACGGCUGCGGCGACGAUGACGUCUCCGCUGGCGACGUCGCCCACACUAUCGAGUCGCUGCGUCACUCUCGCGAGGAGCUGGCGCAGCAGAAGGACAUGUUGCGGCUGGACAACACGCUGCUGUACUCGCAGUACACAAGCAACAAGCAGGCGUUCUCCGAGAGCUCCGCCAUGCAGAUGCAGGAGAAUGCGGCCCUGCGCUCUCAGCUGGAGCGCUGCAUGGACCGCAUACAGUCCCUCGAGGGCGACUCCCAGGCCAGGGACGGCACGAUACGCGCGCUGAAGGAGGAGCGUGAGCACCUGAUGGAUCUCACGAUGAGGCUCCAGUCGGAGCUCGAGACCUCCAAGGAGGCCGUGCAGGCUUCGGCGAACAGCAGCGAGGAGACGUUGAGGCAGGACUUCAAAUCCACGUUGGCUGACGUCUAUCGCCUCAGGCGCGAAGUCAAGAACUUGCGGAAGGACAACGCGCGCAUCGCCAACCAGUUCCACAGCUACAAGCGUGAGGUGAACCUGGAGUACGAGCGCGUGGAGGAGUUGAUGUACCACAGCACCAUAUACGAGAUGCUGAUGCACUGGAUAUUGUGCAACGAUCUGAAGGUCGAGUACUACGAGACGUGCCACCAGAUGCGGCCCGAGGAGCACCAGGCGUUCUGCGAGCGAGUGCACGCUGCACAGGAGGAAUUCCGCGUGUCCGUCACGCUGGCACGUGCGUCGUACAUCAACUGUCGCACGCACCUCUUCAACGAGCUGCUGUCGUCCAUCAGCGGCCACAAGCUGGAGCUUCCCCGUUCCAAGCGUCUUCUGAGCCUGGCACUGGAGCGUUUGGACUGGAUCUUCCAGCCGGAGUCGUGCCGCCUGGACGUCCGCGAGCCCAUAUGGAUGAACCAGGAGAAGUUCGACGGGCUUGUGGAGGCCCUGCUCUACAAAACGUCCGACCACGCCUGGUACAACAAGCUGUCGUACGUCUCUGCGCUGAAGCCCAUAUUGACCAACGACGGCGCGUCCGACUCCAUGCUGCUGACGCUGAAGCGGCAGCUGUACGAGUCGCUGAACCAGAACGAGACGCUCAAGCGGCAGGUGGCCUCGAUGCAGAAGGCCCUCGGCAGCAAAGAGCACUGGCAGUCAAUCUUGUCCCGCGCCGCGGCGUAG